AGUCCUGUGCAGUCAUGUGGAGAUGGCGGGAGGGUGUGGAUGUACCUGCAAACCCUUGUCUGGCUGAUGUACUUAGUCAUAACGUCUGGUGGUGAUCAGUGUAGUGCCUCUAGGCUUGGUGCUGACUUACCGUUCUGACUGAGGGAUUGAGAGAAACUGUUGCUGCAAGGGAGACCUGACUUGAGAGGAGCUAGGCUGAAUAUUUUGAAUCCAGGCUGAUGUGCUACAGCACACCACAUGUACCCGCUUCUGCUUUUGCCUACCUGAUGUACUAGUCAUAUAUACGUCUGGUGGUGAUCAGUAGGGUGCCUGGAGGCUUGCUUCUGACUGUGGGAUUGAGAGAAACUGUUGCUGCAAGGGAGACUUGACUUGAGAGGAGCCAGGCUGAAUAUUUUGAAUCCAGGCUGAUGUGCUACAGCACACCACAUGUACCCCGGCUUCUGCUUUUGCCUGCCUGAUGUACUAGUCAUAUCAUCGGUACAGUGCCUCUAGGCUUGCCUCUGACUGUGGGAUUGAGAGAAACUGUUGCUACAAGGGAGACUUGACUUGAGAGGAGCCAGGCUGAAUAUUUUGAAUCCAGGGCCAUCGAUGUGGCACAGCACACCACAUGGUGCUAGUUAUCCUGACUGCUAACACAGAUAGACCGGCUCAUGGUGCAAUCGGGAUGGAAAAAUAUGCGCUGCAGCUCCGGUAGCUCCACCCAUUCCGGGGUUUUCCUCAUCGUUGAGGGACGGGGAAUUUCGCGAGGAAGCCAGGUGAUCUCACACCACCCUCUGCCGGAGAAGCCGGAGGAUGACCUCCCAAACGACUACAUCCGGACCGUCCACGAGGCAAUACGGCAGUACAAUGUCGCGCCGUCCGUCGAGAGUAGCAGCGGGAGGUCCUCGCCGACCAUCGACCAGAGCAUGUUUUCCGCGUCCAACGGUUGGACGACAGAAACAGGGUCGGAAAGCGUGUACUCCUUUGGCGAGGAUGACUUUGACAAGCAGGCCUCUCAGAAGGUCCGGUACAUGUUCAAGGAAAUCGACGACAUGUUGUACGAAGGGCGGCAGAAAGGGAACCAGCAGAUCUAUAACGAGUGCAAGGAGUGGGUCUCCAUGUUUCCCCACCUCAGAAUAUGUGGUGCUCAGCUGUUGGAGCCUCAGGACCAAGGCUUCCGGCACAUCCCCAGCGAAGGCACGGCGCGUCCUUCUACAGGCACGGUCGUCACCGAUGUGGCAGACAUGGAUGACCUGCAGGGGAUUGCUGUCCAGGGGACACACCUGGAGGUCCUGACGCCUCCUGAAGGCGCCCUGCGCAGUAACUCGCCAAACUCCCCGUUCUCCUAUCUAGAAGAGGAAAUAUUUGAGUGUGACGGAUACGUAGAAGAAUAUUUAGCCUACGAUACAAGUAAUAAACAAGUAGAUGAGGAUACUAGGACAGAUUAUAAACUACGUUACACGCUAAGUCGGAGAAAAAGACUAGGUCUCCCGCCGAUCACGCCAAACGCGUCAUUCCGGGACAACCUGGGAGCAGAGAUCUUCGCCAUGAUCUGGUCAGAGGUCAACUCGUGGAUCAGACAGUCCUUAAAGAUUCAAGUGGAGCAAGCGCUGCAGGAGGAGGCAGACAAACAGCUGGCAGAGAUGGACUUUGACGACGUGGAGUCUCCCCUCCCCCUGCGCGAGCUGCCGCCGCCUUCUCGGGAAGGCUUCAGCGGCUUCAGGCCUUCCAUGGGCCGUUAUCCCAGCACCUUGGCCGCAUCAUCUCCCUUCAUGGACUACACGGCACUGAACGGAGUCAUGACCAUCACCACCAAACCUAUCCUGGAGAGGGCUAACACUUCCUUCCAGGAGCGUAGCGAUGACUCGCCUGUACGCGCCGGUUCCUCCAUGAUGAUGGCGAGCGGGAUACGGGGCCGGCCGCCCAGUAUGAGAUACCGGCAGCCCUCGGCGCGGGGUCGGGUGGCGAGACUGGCGCCCAUCCCUAACUACGACAGGUCGCGAACCCCAGCAUUAGACGCAGAUGUGGGCAUCAGGGGAACACGACUACAACCGGACAGCCGGCUGUCGUCCCCGCCACAGGUGAUGUCUCCCCAGCUGACGAGCCCCAGCUACAGACACCUGGUCCACAAGCACCUGCCACCGCUCUCCCACAUGCAGGAGGCAUUCGAGAGCAGCUCCCCCCAUGGAUCUGCCAAGGGGAAGAAGGGUCUGGGAUCCCGAGCAUCCAGCGCCGUGAUAGAUGAAAACGGGAGAAGAACAUCCAAAAUUAUCCAGUUCAGCCCAGAAUCUCGACCCAACACCACACACACAUUCAGGGCGGACACCCCUUUUGGCCUUCGGCGCUCUUCUACCCCAAUGGGUACCAAUAGUAACUUCAGAACCAGUGGGUCAGCUUUAGGAAACCCAGUCAUCCCGGGAGUGGUGGGUUACGGCAUCACAAGCUCCGCCUCCCAGAUGGACCCACAUGUCAAUCAUCCCGUGGAGAUGGAGGAUGAGGAAGAGUGGGGCAACAGUGAGAACUUCCAGAUCCCCAGGACCUCCUCCUGGGGUCACUCAGGGUUGAACCCAAGUAACAACCCGUAUGCGCGCGGGCGGGGGAAGCUGGGCAGCCUGGUUAGAUAACCUCCGUGGUGCCACUUCAACUCACCCUUCUUCUCACUGUCAAGUGCCAAGUCCCAUAUCAUAGCAAUACAGACUGUGUACUGCCAUUUUCAGCAGGGGCAACAUGGGGGUCACCAGUACACCAUGCACUAUGGUCCAGUUACUUUGUACCCCCUACAACAUCCCAC
Messenger RNA from Branchiostoma belcheri (Belcher's lancelet), 2770 nucleotides. Its product is annotated as protein FAM149A-like. The record is from RefSeq and is a predicted model, not a curated record. The transcript has 14 exons. The coding region runs from base 651 to 2603 and encodes 650 amino acids. NCBI's taxonomy places the organism in Eukaryota, Metazoa, Chordata, Leptocardii, Amphioxiformes, Branchiostomatidae.